Molecule: messenger RNA, 636 nt
Organism: Coregonus sp. 'balchen'
Lineage: Eukaryota; Metazoa; Chordata; Actinopteri; Salmoniformes; Salmonidae
Source: the annotation of a GenBank genome assembly
GGGGACAAUCUGCUGGAGCUGGCAGAGGCCACGGUGACCCUGGCGGAGGUGAUGGAGCUAAAGGGCGACCCGACAGGCCUAGUGGAAGGCACCAUUAUCGAGAGCCGUUCCGAUAAGGGCAAGGGGUGGGUCUCCACAUGGCACAGCCACGGAUGAGAGCACGAUCUUAGCAUUUGGUUGUAGGAAUGGUGGCACCAAGCCUUCUAGCUUGAUUUAAUCGGGUUACAAAACUGCCAAGAUUCACACAAAAUCACAAUCUAAAAGCAUUAUAUUGUCAAAUGUAAAUAGUCCAUUAGAAUAUGAGUGAAAUUAUUGGACUAACAGAAAUGAAAAAUAGCCUUGGUAAACAUUUUUAAACUCUUUAAAUGAAUUUCAGUUCAAUAAGAUGCUGCUUACAAAUUUGUUUUUACAAAUGAUGUCCUGUUUUGCAGGCCAGUUACGACAGCAAUUAUCCAUCGAGGCACGCUAAAAAAGGGCUGCACUCUGGUGGCAGGGAAGACAUGGGCCAAGGUGCGGUUCUUGUUUGACGAGAACAACUGCACAGUGAAGGAAGCUGGGCCGAGCACUGCUGUGGAGAUAGUGGGGUGGAAGGAGCUCCCCUCUGCCGGUGAGGAGAUCCUGGAAGUCGAGUCUGAG